Molecule: messenger RNA, 234 nt
Organism: Rodentolepis nana
Lineage: Eukaryota; Metazoa; Platyhelminthes; Cestoda; Cyclophyllidea; Hymenolepididae
Source: the annotation of a GenBank genome assembly
AUGCACUUUGUCAACAGUUUUCGAGUCAGUGGUUUGGAGCCUAAAAGGCUUGACGUAGGCGAUAUGGACAUUGAUUUUAUUCCGUACCUCUAUCGGUUAUACAAACGGAUCCCGUUGCAACCAGAACUCGCAGAAGCAAUGAUACCGGAAGGUCCACUGAUGACUGAAAGUGAAGUUGACAGGAGAUCACCGCAAUUUGCAUGGCGACCCCAUUCUAGAUAUGGACGUCGUUAA